ACGUAUAAAUUUAAUGUAGCAUAUAGAUAAAACCCGAUUGAAAAAUUGUUAUCAUGAUAGGUUACAGCGUAGCGGAGAUGAUGUUUUGUUACAACCAAAGGGUAAUAGUUUCGAUCUUGGUAGGCGGCAAUUUUAAUCUUACUAUUUUAUUAUUAUUUUUUUCCAGUUAAAUCUAUUAAUUUUCCUGCUUUGUCUUAUAAACCUUACUUUUUCUUAAAUUUCUACAUUCAUAUUUUCAAGAAUUUUUCUUUGGAUAAUUAAUUAAUUUGUACAAACAUUAAUAUAAUCAUAAAAUCAUAUUCAAAGUAUAAUAAUAUGGAAAAUGUUACAUGAUACUUUUUUCCAUAGUAUAAUCAUCUACUUUGAGCAUAGCAAACUAGAAAAACUUAAAAUUAAUUCUAUUUUGAGUGCUUUUGAUUAUUUUAAUUAAUUUUAUAUGUUAUAUAAUUUUUUAUAUAUAUUUAUAUAUAUAUUUUUCCGUAGUAUAAUCUUCUACUUUGAGCAUAGCAUACUAGAAAAACUUAAAAUUAAUUCUAGUUUGAGUGCUUUUGAUUAUUUUAAUUAAUGUUAUAUACUUAUAUAUAUCUUUAUUUUUUAGUAUUUUGGCAAUAAUGUGCUAAGUUAGUCCCCCCUCUCCCGAACAUUAAAUCCUAGCUCCACCCCUAGCCAUGGACAUCAUUUCAAAGUAUAAUAAUAUGGAAAAUGUUACAUGAUACUUUUUUCCGUAGUAUAAUCAUCUAAUUUGAGCAUAGCAUACUAGAAAAACUUAAAAUUAAUUCUAUUUUGAGUGCUUUAGAUUAUUUUUAUUAAUGUUAUAUGUUAUAUACUUAUAUAUAUAUAUAUAUAUAUUUAUUUAUUUAUUUAUUUUUUAGUAUUUUUGCGAUAAUGUGCUAAGUUAGUCCGCCCCCCAACAUUAAAUCCUAGCUCCACCCCUGGCCAUGGACAUCAUUUCAAAGUAUAAUAAUAUGGAAAAUGUUACAUGAUACUUUUUUCCGUAGUAUAAUCAUUUACUUUGAGCAUAGCAUACUAGAAAAACUUAAAAUUAAUUCUAUUUUGAGUGCUUUUGAUUAUUUUAAUUAAUGUUAUAUACUUAUAUAUAUCUUUAUUUUUUAGUAUUUUGGCGAUAAUGUGCUAAGUUACUCCCCCCGGCCAACAUUAAAUCCUAGCUCCACCCCUGGCCAUGGACAUCAUUUCUAGUAACCGGAACAAAAUUCCAAACUUUCCAUAUACUGUUGUCUCUGUGAUCAGACGGGAGGAAUCGGUAGACCCCAAAUGUGCCUUAUUUUUAAAAUAUUAAUCUCCAAACCAGUAUCUCUAGAGGAGACAGAUCCCUGAAAUUUGGUAUUAAAUGAUCACCUUCACUGUUUGAAUGACUGGCCCUACAAUCUGGAUGUCCAGGUUCGAUUGAGACCAUUGAUUUGAAAAGCGACUGACAAUUGAUUCGGGCCAAUUUUAUUCACAUGGCCAAGCUAUCUCAGAGACAAGCUCCCAUUAGUUGGUUUCUGAUUCGUUCGGGGACUUUUUUUUUAUAGAGAAGUUUGGGAACCAUUCAUCACCUUUGAUUUGAAAAGCAACUGACAAUUCUGCCAAUUUUAUUCACAUGGCCAAGCUAUCUCUAAGACAAGCUCCCAUUAGUUGGCUCCUCUGACUCGUUCGGGGGACCAUUCAUCUAAAAAGUUACUGACAACUGCGUCAUUGUUUUCAUAUGGCAAAGCUUUUUCGCUGAUUCACCAUUUACUUCACAUGACAAAGCUAUGUCUGACACCAGCUUUCUUUAGCUGGCCUCGCUUUCGCUGCGUUAGCCGGCCGCCGCCCCACUCCAUCCCUCCUCCCCUCCCAUACUCUCCUACCACCACCCAAUCCCUCCUCCCCUCUCACGCCCUCCUACCACCACCCUUCCUCCUCUGCUACCCCCCGCCGCCCCACCCCAACCCUCCUCCAUUCCCACGCCCUCUCUCUCUCACUCAGCGGCCACCUGCUGCCAUUACCGGUCAAGAAAGAUUGAGAAAAAUAAGGAAAGGGGAUCUGGCAGGAGAUUAUAGAAGUGAGAAAAAGAGAGAAUUGUAAUUAAUAGAUUGUAACUACCUAAAAUGUAAAUUAUUAAAAUUAAUUAAUAUAAUUUAUUUUUAUACUUAUUUACCCUUAGUAAUCAUCAUAACUUGUCCCGAAGAAAAGGGAGAGCCACGGACAGGGGCGGAGGCCCCCCCCUCCCCCUCCCCCCCCCCCCCCCCCCCCCCCCAGAAUUUUAAAACUUACGUAUAAAGUCGUAGAAAAUUCCGAUAAUUACGUAUAAAUUUAAUGUAGCAUAUAGAUAAAACCCGAUUGAAGAAUUGUUAUCAUGAUAGGUUACAGCCUAGCGGAGAUGAUGUUUUGUUACAACCAAAGGGUAACAGCUUCCAUCUUGGUAGGCGGCAAUUUUAAGCUUACUAUUUUAUUAUUAUUUUUUUCUAGUUAAAUCUAUUAAUUUUCCUGCUUUGUCUUAUAAACCUUGUGUGCCUUAUUUUUAAAUAUUAAGAGAAUGAUGUAGAGGCCUGUACGUGGCAACUGCGGGCUGUAAAUAUGAAGAGAAAGCGUGCCUGGGUGAUUCGAAAAGCCGAGACCAACCACACUUGCUCCUCGUCCAUACGUUCCCAGGAUCACAGGCAACUUAAAGCAAAGAAAAUUGGGAGAACUAUUAAACACCUUAUCGAAGCACAACCAGAUAUCAAGGUCAAAGCUAUCAUGGCCGAGGUGAAGGAUCGACAUUGAUAGACCGUUGAUUGCACAUGUUUUUACCCCUAUUCUUGAACCGUUUGAGAUGUCGAUUCUCGUGUUUUAGGCCGAUUUCACGCUAGGUUGUGCUUGUUUGUGAAUUGUGAUAUUUCAGGUCCUAGUACGUGAAUGAAGGUUUGGGAACGAGUUUGGGGUCGAUUAGACGAAGUUUGGACGUUUGGCGAGAAGCUGAGAAGCCACACGGGCAUGCCUAAAAGCCACAUGGCCGUGUAAGGGAACCCAUGUGGCCGUGUGCAAAUUCCAGGGAACUCACACGGGCAUCCUGGAAAUCCACACGGCCGUGUGGUUGUGGCCGUGUAGGAUGGCUGGAAAUCACUUAAUCGAAACUCGGCGUUUUGACACUCACACGGGCAGCUGGGAAAGCCACACGGCCGUGUGGCCUGCCCGUGUGGUCAGGAUUUUCUGGAUUUUAACCCAAAUUCGAGCAAAAAGAGGGGAUCGACUUUUCAGAGGAAAAACAGAGCCCUAGAGAGAGAAAGUGCGAAGAACACCUCCUAAGAGUGGUUUUGGAGCUGGGUUUCAUCAAUCAAGCUUGGAAAUCAUCCUUGGAGUGAAGAUUGACAUCCCAGAGCAGAUUCUUCCCAUCUUGAUGAGUAUGACUGCUUUGUUUGCUGUUUUCCUCUCUCUCUAUGGAGUAGAACUCUAUUUCACUUGGGUAUGAAGAACCCUAGUUCCAUGUGUUAGGGAUCAUGAUUGUAAUGACUUGGGAUUGUUGCACUGAUUGAUUUUAAUCGAUUGAUGCAUUAUUUAUUGAGUCAAUUGAAGUCUGAUCAUCUUUUCUUGAUUUCUGCUGGAACCUGAGAUAGAUAGAAUCUGAUUAGGUUGUUAGAGCUUCUUCAAUCGGUAGUAGUGAAUCGAUUAUAUAAGAGUUCGAUUCACUGCUUUGUACUGGAACCCGAUUCCAGUAGUGGAGUUCUGUACUUAUCGCCUCAGCAGUCUAUCCUGGUGAAGGUUAGUCGCCUGCCGGUUUGCCUGUCUGAGAGGGCUUGGUCAGCUUAAGAGAUUCCAAGCUACUGUCGGAUCUUCCGCAGUUUAAUCAACAGUAAUCAACCCAGGGUAAUUACAACUGCGACCUAACUAAGGAGCUAGGGGGACUCAUUCCCGAGUGACUCUUCCUCUGCUUUAGAAAACCGAAUCAAUUCCUGCUUUCUUAUUGCUUUUAAUUAAAGCCACAAUCAAUCAACUUAGUUGGUUAGAUAAUAGAUAUUCAGGGAGUAGGCAGUAGAUCUAGACCCCUGGUUGAUAAUUAGAACUUGCCACUUUACUGCAUUCCCGGACUGCGAUUGCACUUGGUUGCAGUUUGGUGUUGUGUCGUAGCGUGUCAAGUUUUUGGCGCCGUUGCCGGGGACCUUCUAGGUUAUUGGAGAAACGUGAAAGUUUGUUACUCUAGCUUUUUCUUUACUUCAUUUUCUCUCUUCCACCUGUGUGCCUUCACGGGUUGCCUUUGCUGAUUCUGUGCAGGUAGUGCAUGACCCGUAGCUAGUCGGGAGAUUCACUACCAUUAGACUAGGAGCUUGAACGAACCUGUAGGAUUUAUUUCGAAUGUCGAGCGGAUAUUUGGUUUAAAGGUUGGAAAUAUGGGAACGUGAAUUAGUAUGGGAGGAAUUUGUGGCUGCUUUGUGCCAGUGAUUUGGUAAUCGUACUAAUGGUGGUGUGAAUUGUGAUAGCUAAGUUCAAUAAACUCAGGUAGUGAGAAUCUUUAGCGGAUUACAUAGGAGAAAUUCAAGGAACUAAGGUCCUUAAUGGCUAGAUUUAAUCCAACUUUAGAUUAGAUCUACUCAUCAGUAGUUUUAUCAGUGGAUUGGUGGAGGAACUCUAGCUAGUAAUGACGAUAUGGAAUCCGUAGUCUUUAGCGGAUGCUUUUCAAUUGGCACAGUUAGAGGAAGCCUCGAAUGAGGCUCGACGGAAGAAGUGGCAUAGUAAUACCAAUACUAAUUUUUGUCCCAUGGCUACAUCCAACAGUAACAAAAGCCCAUCUCCCAAAAUAUGGCAGGGCUCCAAUUCUCGACCUCCAGGAAGUGUUAAACCACCAAUACUGAAUCCAAAAGGGAAUGCGGCUAGAGGAACUUGUUACAAGUGUUGUGAUAAGUACUAUUACGAGCAUGUAUGUGAAGCAAAAAGCAACUUAAUGUGUUGUAGGCUAAUGAUGAAGAUGUUGUUCCUAAAGAAUGGAGUGUAAUGGAUGAGGAGGAUAUGGAAGAACCAAAAACGGAUUCAACGCAACCAGAAUUGGUCGAAGUAUAUAUGUAGGCUCUGAGUAGUGGGGGACUGUCCAAUUCCUUAAUUGUCAAGUGUAAGGUUAAGAAGGAAAAUAUUUUCAUACUAAUUCACAUGGGUAGCACUCAUACUUUUUCAGUGAAAAGAAGGCAAGGGAUCUCAAAUGUUAGUUGGUUCAGGCCCCUAAUCCUUUGAGAGUUAAAUUAGCAGAUGGUACCAUGUUCAUUAGCAACUUGGUGUGCAAGGAGUUUUGUUGGGAAAUUCAAGGACAAAAGUUUAUCUAUGAUAUGAGAAUUUUGAGUCUGGGAUCAAAUGAUUCAGUGUUGGGUUUAGAUUGGUUGAAGACAAUCAAUCCAGUGAAAUUUUACUUCACAUAGGUGCCACUUCAUCAAUGAUUAGUCAAAGGGUGACCGCCGUUAGGUCAACUGUUAGUUCUUACGGUCAACAAAACUUUGCUUAACACAAAUGACGCAAACACUUAAUAUGUUGGAAUAUUUUUGUAUUUAUUGAAGUUACGUAAUAUAAUGACACUUGCACUAAAUAUUGGUAUUUCCAGUGGCAUUAGCCCAAUUUUUUUAGUUAACGGUUGUUUAAUUAUCUAAUAUCGGUUAAACCAAUAAAGUGCGACAUGUUUGUUAUGUCAACAUUGAUAAAUUGUGAAAUGUGGUAUUUGAGUAAAAUAUCACAGACUUAAUUACUAAAUAUCAUAAUACAUCUUAUUUGAUGUU
Molecule: messenger RNA, 5717 nt
Organism: Linum trigynum
Lineage: Eukaryota; Viridiplantae; Streptophyta; Magnoliopsida; Malpighiales; Linaceae
Source: the annotation of a GenBank genome assembly